Molecule: messenger RNA, 744 nt
Organism: Drosophila obscura
Lineage: Eukaryota; Metazoa; Arthropoda; Insecta; Diptera; Drosophilidae
Gene: Naa40
Product: N-alpha-acetyltransferase 40
Exons: 2
Coding region: 83-691 (202 amino acids)
Cellular component (GO): nucleus
Molecular function (GO): protein N-terminal-serine acetyltransferase activity; histone H4 acetyltransferase activity; histone H2A acetyltransferase activity
Source: RefSeq, a predicted model, not a curated record
GCAUGUGUGUGUUUUGCCAUCACUGGUUUGCGCGCUUGACUUUUUUGUUUGUUGUUUUCGCGUAAUUUAUAAUUGAAAUAUAAUGGGAAACCAGGACGAGCUCAGUACCGGAGCCAAACAGAAGAUUGUAGAGGCGGCUGCACGUGCCAAGAAUCCACUCGACACAUUGCCAUACGAUAAGUACACAGCCCCGUCCGGAGAAGAGUUCAGAUUGAUUUGCCGGACCAAGAGCGAUGCCGAUGCGAAAUCCAUAAAAUGGGCCUUUAAGUUGGCAGAGAUUAACGUGGGACCCUACUACAAACAGUUAAAAAUGGGCUGGCAGCCAAAAGUGAAGGCGGCCGAACACAACAAGAACUGGGCCCGCUACCUGUUCGCACAAAACAACAAGAAAGAGAUGGUGGCCUAUUGUAUGUUUCGCUUCGACAUGGAGAACUUAGACUGCAUACUCUAUUGCUACGAAAUGCAUGUUGCGGCCAGCUCUCAACGCAACGGCCUGGGGCGCUUUAUGAUGCAAGCCCUGGAGGGUUGUGCCCGCCACUGGCAUCUCGAAAAGGUUAUGAUUACAGUGCUGAAGAAUAACGAGGAUUCCAUAUCCUUCUACAAGAAGCUCGGAUACAGUGAGGACGAAACAUCUCCGGAUGUCACAGAGGAGGCCGAAUAUCAGAUCUUUAGCAAGUCCACAUUAGGCUGAACAUUUAUUGGAUUACAAGAGAGAAUACAAGAACUAUUAAUUACUUCAACAAA